Messenger RNA from Lathyrus sativus (Indian pea), 783 nucleotides. The record is from the annotation of a GenBank genome assembly. Lineage: Eukaryota; Viridiplantae; Streptophyta; Magnoliopsida; Fabales; Fabaceae.
AUGACGAUUCCUCUCUUAAAACUCUUCCUUCUAUUUUCUCUCUUCGCAAUUUCCUUCUCCCACGAACCUCAAAACCUCCACGUCUUCCCGAGACCGUUGAUUGUAGAAUACUCCGAACUCGACGACGACGUGAAGCUGAGAUGCACCAGUUGGAGAUUCGCCGGCGAAGCGAAUAAUCUGAGUCCGUGGAAAACGGUGCCGAAAGAAUGUGCGGAACAAGUGAAGGAGUACAUGACGGGAAAAGGAUAUGUUUAUGACCUGGAAAUUGCGUCUAAGGAAGCUGGUGAAUUUGCUAGGAGUGUUCAACUACAAGAUGAUGGAUUCGAUGCGUGGGUUUUCGAUAUUGAUGAAACUUUGCUCUCUAAUUUGCCUUAUUAUGCUGCACAUGGUUACGGGUUGGAGGUUUUUGACCAUAAAAAGUUUGAUGAUUGGGUAGAGAAGGGGGUAGCCCCAGCCUUAGAACCCAGUUUAAAACUCUAUGAAGAUGUUUUGAAUAUGGGGUAUAAGGUCAUUCUACUUACAGGGCGGAGUGAACUACAUAGGGAUGUUACCGUUGAUAAUUUGAUAAAUGCUGGAUUUCGGGAUUGGCACCAGCUCAUAUUAAGAUCCUCAGAUGAUAAAGGGAAACUAGCUGUAGUUUACAAAUCAGAUAAGAGGAAUGAGAUGGAGAAAGACGGAUACAGGAUUCUUGGAAAUUCUGGUGAUCAGUGGAGUGAUUUAUUAGGUUCUUCAGUAUCUGUUAGGUCCUUCAAACUUCCAAAUCCAAUGUAUUACAUUGCUUAG